Messenger RNA from Cutaneotrichosporon oleaginosum, 3258 nucleotides. RefSeq lists its product as uncharacterized. Gene Ontology annotation, molecular function: ATP hydrolysis activity; ATP binding. Gene Ontology annotation, biological process: protein import into peroxisome matrix. The record is from RefSeq and is a predicted model, not a curated record. Gene Ontology annotation, cellular component: peroxisomal membrane; cytosol; peroxisome. NCBI's taxonomy places the organism in Eukaryota, Fungi, Basidiomycota, Tremellomycetes, Trichosporonales, Trichosporonaceae.
CUCGUCUCCUCCUUGCUUCUCCAUCUUUCAUCGUCUCCAGUCCAUCGCUUCUUGUCUCUCUCACCGCUCCACCUCUUCUCCUCUCCAUCAAGCAUGGCAAGGAAAGCAGCGGUCAAGUACCGCUCUCUGCGGUCCAACCUCGUCCACCUCCCACUCUCCCUCUACGCCUCUCUCGCCCAGUCCCAGACGCGUCCCCAGUCACUCAUCCUCCACCUCGCGCCCCUCGUCCCCGCCUCGAGCUCGCGACGUGCUCCCCAGCCAGCGUACCUCGGCUGGUCUGGACUCGCAGCUGCCUCCUCACUCUCCGGCAUCGGAGGGAGCCAGCUCGAGACUAUCGAGGUCGACCCCGAAGUCGCACUCAACUACGGCUGGGCCGAGGGCACCAUUCUCGAGAUCAGCAUCAUCCACAACCCCACCAAGGCGCGCUCCGUCAGCGUCACUCCCCUCUCCACUGACGACUGGGAGAUUCUUGAACAAAAUGCCAAUUAUCUCGAGAACAACUUGCUGGGCCAACUGCGCGCCGCACAAAAGGGCCAAGAGAUCGAUGUUUGGGUUAUGGGCCGCACCAAGAUUCGCAUACGAGUCGACGCGACGAAUCCGCCCACUUCAGCUUCUUCGGCAGUGCUCGUCAACUUUGAAACGGAAAUCUAUGUGGCCCCACGGCCCCGCGGCCAGGACGCUCCCAAGGAGGCUCCCAAGGUCGUGGCUCCGCCACCUGUUGCGCGCGCCAACUCGGGCACGGGCAAAGGCAGUGCGGCGGCCACCAAGGGCGCUACUCUCCGCAUCGUUCCUCCGAAGGUUGCGGCCCAGUGGGGCCCGGCCGAGCUGUCUGCUGAAGACGCCCACACUGUCGGCGCAGACAAGGUGGCCUUUGUAGCACCCGCGACUCUGAACAAGGUCCGCGCCCGGCUAGGCGAGCACCAGGACGGCACCCCGCUUCUUGUCAACCUGCGGGUGAAGCGGGACGAGGAGAAGAAGAAGGAGGAGGAGGCCGCGGUCGCCGAGCCAGCGGCGGAGGGCCAGGAGCAGCCUGAGGAGGAGCCACCGCUCGAGGCAUGGCUGGCAGCCUGGGAUGAGAUGCCAGCGGGGUGUAUGGCGCUCUCUGGCGAGCUGGAACCCGAGUGGAAGAGCUGGGGUGUGGCCAAGCUUGGAUUGGCAACGCAGAAGUCGUCAAAGUCCAAGGCGAACGGUCACCGCUCAGCACCAGUGCUCGAAGUAGAUGCGGAGAAGAAACCGAUCCUCGCGGGCGUCGGCGAAACCAUCGAGAAGGCGCUCAGCUACUUCCGCCGUGGCGCAUUCGUUGGCCACGCCCGCCCUCUCCUUCUUACUGGCGCCAAGGGCUCUGGCAAGACCGCGAUCGCCAAGGCCGUGGCUGAAACUCUGCAGGCGGACCGCAGCGUGCUCGCCGAGCUCAUCUACGACGACGUCGGUCGUCUCGACUCGGACGCUCGUGUCAACUCGCUCAAGGAAACGAUGGGCAAGUGGAUCGAGGACGCUCGCCGCCAAAGCCCUUGCAUUCUCAUGCUGGAUAACCUUGACCUUAUCCUGGGGCCAGAGAGCGAGCUAGGCGGCGCCUCAUCAAACGCCGCAAUCCUCGCCGAGCACUUCACCAAGCUCUUCGCAGCGUCCGCCCUGCCAAAAGGAAUGCUCGUUCUCGCUACCGCGACCGGCUCGGCCGGCCUUCACCCGCUCCUCACGUCAAAGCACAUCUUUGGGGAAAGCAUGAAGGUGCCGCCGCCGAAGCAGGAGACACGGCGAGAGAUUCUCGAGGCGAUCGUCAAGUCGCAGCAGGAGGACUCCGUGCACGCCCACUCAGAAGACGAGGAGGCACUCGACUACGUAACACUGGCGCAGCUCACCGAGGGAUAUUCGGCGUCGGACCUGAACGACCUCGUGACCGGUGCUCUGCAGCAGUCGAUGAUUCGCGGCGCAAAGGAAGGCAACGUCGAUGCUCCUCUCCACAUGGACGAUUUCAUCGCUGCACAGGAAGCGUUUACGCCUAUCAGCCUGCGCGGUAUUUCCUUGCAAAAGUCUGACGUGCGAUGGGCGGACAUUGGUGGCCUCCACGACGCGCGCCAGAUCCUGCGCGAGACACUCGAGUGGCCCACAAAGUACGCGCGCAUCUUCGCCAAGUGCCCGCUCCGUCUGCGUUCCGGUCUCUUGCUAUACGGAUACCCUGGUUGUGGCAAGACACUCCUGGCGUCGGCCGUCGCGAAGGAAACCGGCCUCAACUUCAUCAGUGUCAAGGGUCCCGAAAUUCUCAACAAGUACAUUGGUGCCUCUGAGCAGUCGGUGCGCGACCUCUUUGAACGCGCGUCGGCCGCCAAGCCAUGCGUCCUGUUCUUCGACGAGUUCGACUCGAUCGCACCGAAGCGCGGUCACGACAGCACGGGCGUCACGGACCGUGUGGUCAACCAGAUGCUCACGGAGAUGGACGGUGCGCAGGGUCUGGACGGCGUCUACGUGCUUGCCGCGACGUCGCGCCCUGACCUGAUCGACCCCGCCCUCCUGCGUCCCGGUCGUCUGGACAAGUCGAUUCUGUGUGAUAUGCCGUCUGUCCAGGACCGUCUUGAGAUCCUCCAGUCGUUCACCAAAAAGCUCGAAUGCUCACCGUCAAUCGACUUUGAGCAGCUCGCUGUGGACACGGAGGGCUUCUCGGGCGCCGACUUGCAGGCAUUGGUGUACAACGCUCACCUCGACGUCGUGCACACCGUGCUCAACAAGCCCGAGGACGAGCCCAAGGGCAAGGGCAAGGCGACGGACAAUGGCAAGAGCAAGGGCAAGGCGGUUGACAAGGGCAAGGGCAAGGGCAAGGCUGUCGACGUCGAGGACAGCGGCAAGGGCAAGGGCAAGGAGGCGAACGGCUCGGCCGAGCCAUCCAAGCCUAAGCCCUACCACCAGCUGCAACCGGAGGAGACGCCCAUCACAUCCGCACAGCGCGCGGCGUUCACUGAGCGGAUUGAGACCAUCGUGUCGUCUACAAACCAGGCACAGGGCGACGGGGAAGAGGUCGUGGAGAAGAAAAAGAUGGAGACGCCCGCGAUCGAGGAGCGCCAUCUGCGCAUGGCGCUCAUGAACAUGCGCCCGUCCGUGAGUGCCCAGGAGCGCGCCCGCUUCGGGCGCAUCUACCACUCGUUUGUCGCGGACCGCGACGGCAACUUGCCAAACGGCGAGGGCACGCGGGACACGGGGACACGCACGUCGCUUCAGUAGUUUGGGUUUGGGAUCGCGCAGCAAUAUAUGCAUACAAUGGGUUUG